Messenger RNA from Arvicola amphibius (Eurasian water vole), 507 nucleotides. RefSeq names its product arginine vasopressin (gene Avp). Bases 1 to 507 code for a protein of 168 amino acids. NCBI's taxonomy places the organism in Eukaryota, Metazoa, Chordata, Mammalia, Rodentia, Cricetidae. The record is from RefSeq and is a predicted model, not a curated record. Gene Ontology annotation, cellular component: secretory granule; extracellular region. Gene Ontology annotation, molecular function: neurohypophyseal hormone activity. The transcript is spliced from 3 exons.
AUGCUCGCCAGGAUGCUCAACUCUACGCUGUCCGUGUGUUUCCUGAGCCUGCUGGCCUUCACCUCUGCCUGCUACUUCCAGAACUGCCCAAGAGGUGGCAAGAGGGCCAUGCCUGACAUGGAGCUGAGACAGUGCCUCCCCUGUGGCCCCGGCGACCAAGGCCGCUGCUUCGGACCGAACAUCUGCUGCGCCGACGAGCUGGGCUGCUUCGUGGGCACCGCCGAGGCGCUGCGAUGCCAGGAGGAGAACUACCUGCCCUCGCCCUGCCAGUCUGGCCAGAAGCCGUGCGGGAGCGGGGGCCGCUGCGCCGCCGCGGGCAUCUGCUGCAGCGACGAGGGCUGUGUGACCGAGCCCGCGUGCCGCGAAGAUUUUCUCCGCCUCACCCGCGCUCGCGAACCGAACAACGGCACGCAGCUGGACGGGCCCGCCCGGGCGCUGCUGCUCCGCCUGCUGCAGAUGGGCGGGACGCGGGAGUCCGUGGAUUCUGCCAAGCCCCGAGUCUACUGA